Messenger RNA from Fukomys damarensis (Damara mole-rat), 7614 nucleotides. It is a transcript of the gene Gpr101, whose product is annotated as G protein-coupled receptor 101. Bases 73 to 1596 code for a protein of 507 amino acids. Lineage: Eukaryota; Metazoa; Chordata; Mammalia; Rodentia; Bathyergidae. Gene Ontology annotation, cellular component: membrane. The transcript has a single exon. Gene Ontology annotation, biological process: adenylate cyclase-activating adrenergic receptor signaling pathway. The record is from RefSeq and is a predicted model, not a curated record. Gene Ontology annotation, molecular function: G protein-coupled receptor activity.
UUCAUCCCCAGCAUAGACACUGUGUGCGGUCUGCGCACCGGCCCGCACUGAGUCGGUCUGCCCGCCAUCGCCAUGGCACCCACCUGCACCAACAGCACGCGCGAGAACAACAGCACCCAGGCGUGCAUACCCCUUUCCAAAAUGCCUAUCAGCCUGGCACACGGCAUCAUCCGAGCGACCGUGCUGCUCAUCUUCCUCACCAUCUCCUUCAUCGGCAAUGUAGUCCUGGCGCUUGUGUUGCAGCGCAAGCCACAGCUGCUGCAGAUGACCAACCGCUUCAUCUUUAACCUCCUCGUCACCGACCUGCUGCAGGUUGCUCUCGUGGCCCCCUGGGUCGUGGCCACCUCCGUGCCUCUCUUCUGGCCCCUCAACAGCCACUUCUGCACAGCCCUGGUUAGCCUCACUCACCUGUUCGCCUUUGCCAGUGUAAACACCAUUGUCGUGGUGUCCAUAGAUCGCUACCUGUCCAUCAUCCACCCUCUCUCCUACCCAUCCAAGAUGACCCAGCGCCGUGGUUACAUGCUCCUCUAUGGCACCUGGAUCGUGGCCUUCUUGCAGAGCACACCCCCGCUCUAUGGCUGGGGCCAGGCUGGCUUUGAUGAGCGCAAUGCCCUCUGCUCCAUGAUCUGGGGGUCCAGCCCCACCUACACGAUUCUCAGCGUGGUGUCCUUCAUUGUGAUCCCACUGAUUGUCAUGGUCGCAUGCUACUCUGUGGUGUUCGGUGCAGCCCGGCGGCAGCAUGCCCUGCUGUACAGAGUCAAGAGCCACAGCUUGGGUGUGCGAGUCAAGGACCGUGUGAAGAAUGAGCAUGAAGGGGGAGCAGAGAAGGAUAAGUUGCAGGAUGAGAGCGAGUUCAAUGGCCAGGAUGAAGGAGAGGCCAGGGCCAAGGAGGGCGACUCAGAGGCCGAAGAGGAUGGCAGCAUGAAGGGGAAGGAAGGAAGUGUGCAGAUGAGUGAGUGUAUCCCAGAGGCCAAGGGCAGCAGCGAGGAGGUCAGUGUUGGCAGCGCAGAAGAUAAGAAAGGUGGCGCUCAAGUGACAGAGAGCAGCACAAAGGCAAACAAGGGCCACGCAGAGGUCAAUCAGUGCAGCAUCGACUUGGGCGAAGAUGACAUAGAGUUUGCUGAGGAUGACGUCAAUUUCAGUGAGGGUGACAUCGAAGCCGUGACCAUCCCAGAAAACAUGCUAACCAGUCAUCAGGACAGCAACACCCACCCUCCUCUGCCCAGGUGUUAUGAGUGCAAGGCUGCUAAAGUGAUCUUCCUCAUCAUUUUCUCCUACGUGCUCUCCCUGGGGCCCUACUGCUUUCUGGCAGUCCUGGCCGUGUGGGUGGAUGUCCAAACCAAGGUACCCCAGUGGGUGAUCACAAUAAUAAUCUGGCUUUUCUUCCUGCAGUGCUGUAUUCACCCCUACAUCUAUGGAUACAUGCACAAGACCAUCAAGAAGGAAAUCCAGGAAAUUCUGAAGAAGUUUUUCUGCAGGAAGAAGCCUGAAAGAGAAGAAGGUAGCCAUCCAGAAGUGCCUGGAAGCGAAGCAGGUUCAGAGGGAGGGACUGAAGGCAAGAUCGUCCCCUCCCGUGAUUCCGCUACUUCACCUUGAAGUUAGUGCUAAUGCAAACCUUGCACUGUCCACAAAACAGAAAACAAGUGCAGCUUUCUUUUCAGUGGACCACCCACACUCCCAUUAAUGCCAACCCAUACCAUUUCAGGCAAAGGUGUUGCACACAAAUCCUUUUUCACCACAAGGUAGAUUUGGAAGAUUUGGGAACUGGGUUCUUCCUUUAAAGGUGUGCCCCUCAAAGCAUGUACUUGAGGAUUCUGGCUGAAAUUUUACCCCCAGAAAAGUAUUAAGCUCUAAAUUUCUUAAAGCAACAAGGGCUAUCUAUUUGGGAACUAUGCUUGGUAUUCUGCCCUUCUCCCCAGAGCUAGAACAUGCCAGCUUUAUAUCUGAGGGAAAGGGAAGAUGAUGCCUGUGGACUCAAAGACUAUUUGGUCCUCGAGUCAGGAGCUUAAUAUUGUCCAGGGGUUAGUUUAUGUUCAAAUGAAGGAAAAGCAAUGGACCAAAUCAUCCACGAAGCCCAAGAUGCAGAUCUUGAUGGACUGAUCAGCGUAUGAGCCAAAUUCUGAACUGGCGAGACCCACAGUGUGAUGCAGAGACUGUCACGCAAAUUAAGAUAAAGGGUAUUGUGUAGUUAGAAUACCAGAAACGCUUCCAGAUCCCUUAAAAGGAUGGAGAAAUGUGGAAGGACACAUAUGAAAUGGGAAGCUAGUCCAAAGGGAGAGAAGGAGACCACAUCCUUGGGGCUAACCAGUUGGGUUUUUUCCUCUAAAAUCCUGGGUUACACAGGUGGUAGGACUGAGCUCUCUCCAUGGAAGUGGAAAAUUGUCGACUGACAGUAAAAUCAUUUCCAUCUCCUAUUUGAAUAAUAGUGAGACAGAAAGCAUGCAACUAGUUUCCAAUUUCCCCUUUGUGACUGAAUCAGUAUACUCAUAAGAAUGUUCCAGUUCUCCUUCAAUCACUUGUUUUGCUCUGUUUUGUUUCAGAUUAACCUUUUUGGUCAAAUUAUUUCCAGGAAAAAGAGAAAUUCAACUAUGAGUGGUCAAAGUUCUGCAAAACUCACACUGCCAAUCAAGAGAUAUGUCUAUCAGAAAUCUCUUUUUUGUUCCUGAAUUCCUAGGCAAAAAAUAGGAUGAACAUUUUUCUUCCUCCCGCAUUACUCAUGUGUCUUUUCAGCCCAUAGCUCUCUCUAAAACUUUUAAGCUUUCUUCAGAUAUGGGAAAGAAGUGUAAGAGAGUCAGAUAUGACAGGAAGGUUUUAUAAUAGCUGGAAAACAUCUGACCUAUUCCAAACAACCCCCCCCCAAAUCAAAGCAUUCAAAUCAGACAUAUCCUAAUUAUUGCUGAUGAAAUGUAUCCCUUUGGGAAAACCUUUGUACUAUCUAAAUUAUCCCUAGGGUAAAUACAAAGGAAGAUUUUUCAAACCUGAAAUCACUUUGGGCAAGGAUGUACCUAUUUCAGAGGGUUCAGACCAAAUAACAUGGAGCCAAAAAAACAGUUAAGCUGGUGGUUUUCAUCCUCCUGAAAUCCAAAUUAAAGCAAUUCUGCAGCCAACUAAGUGUCCAUGCAAAAAAUCCACUGUUAUGGGUGGAGGGAGAGAAUGGAGUAUUUACUUAAACAAAAAGGUUAACCAGCUGGUUUUGUAUAAGCCUGGCCAUAUUCAGAGUUUAGCCUCAUUCUGGUGUGAUUGCUAUCUUUAUGAAGACUCAAAUUUUCAUUUAUAUAUAUGUCCAGGUCAUGUAUAUUUCUUUUUAUCUCUUCCUCCUCACAGAUUCCAACAUGAGUUUCUCAAGGGGUAGAGGUAAACAGCAGUGUGUUUGGGCUAUGACUAUGUCUGCAUGGAAACUUGGGAUUGUCAUAUUCAGAAUGUAGGAGAGGGGCUAGAACCAAACAGCAUCCAGUUGACCUGUCAAAACAACAUGCCCAUGGAAACUGCAUUCUGACUCCUCUAAUUUGUACCAUGUGGUAAUUCAAACAAGGCAUUCGGGUUAAAGUUCAAACUCACAAUUCAUUUAUUUUUCUUGAAAAAUUUGUGAAGCAAGUGAAUAGUCAUAAAUGCAUUAUACCAAUUUAUUGCUGGAUUCUUGCAAUGACCUGUCCUUAAGGGAUACCCAGGUGCAGAAACGGCUUAUGUGAUCAGUCCUCUUACAGAGGGAUGGUUAGUGCCUUGCAAGACUGCAAUGGUCAAAGGAGUUCAAAGUAGCUAUAGCCUGUCCUUUUAGUGGAAAUUGUUACUGAGCAGGAAAAGGGAUUUCAAGCAUAAAUGUCUCCAACAUUUUGUUGAAACCGAACUUCUUGUUUUAUUUUUAAAGCUCACCCCCUUCAAAGUGUAUCAGAGAGAAUUGUUUGCCAAAAUCUCAAAUCCAAAAUGGAACCAGAGCCUGUGCAAGUGUGGUAAGUCCAUCUAACGGCAAACACAACAUUCUCUAGGGUGCCGAGACUCACCAGUUCCUUCUAAAGUUUCCCUUUUACCUAUUUUAGUCUCUGUCCAUUCUUUUGUCAAAUUGGAUUCCUCAAAGGUGAAGACCUUUUGAAAAUAAGAUGCUGAAAAAGAGGACUUUUGAAUUAAGGGCAUUCUGCUUUGAUGACACUUUCUUCUUACUGAACAAUAGGGCCUCUGGUUAGCUUAGAGAUAGGAACUGCUUCAAUUUUUUUUCUUUUUUGCUAUUUUGAAUAAAGCACCAUCCACUUAAUGAGGUUUUGCUGCACAUACUGUUUUGCCAUUUGAAAAUCUGAAAGCACACACAAAAAAAGGCAUCAUUAGCCUUGCAGAUCCUCGUGUGCAAUUGCUUUUCCCCAAUGUUUUUAAAGGAUGUAUUCUUUUGCCAAGGCUACUUCAUAUGUGCAGUAAAAACUCCCAUUACAGUACAGAGGCCAGACAAACACGACUUUGAAAUGAUGUGAUUUUAAAUGGAAUGAUUCUCUUACUUAAGAAUAGGGCAUCUAGUUUGCCAAGGAGUCACAGGUUCUUUGAUUAACACCAAUUUCAACAAGCUUGGGAAAGCAGCAGCAAGAAGCAAGCCUUGGGCUUCUGUCACUGGGGUGAUGUGAGGGCCCUUCUUCACAAGACACCACACAUACCAGCUGCUGGAAAGGCCUGCGCACUUCCAGCCCCCUGCCUCCCUUUUGCCUUCCUGCCCACUGCCUUCACCUGCUCUCCCCCCGCCCCUGCUGUGCUGGCCCGUCAGGAAUGCCCAUCUGUGCCUGAAGCUGUGUGUGUUCACCCACUGCCCAUCCAUCCCUUCCAAACCUAGAGCUAUGAGACUCACAGGGACCCAGGGCCCAUUGAAGCCAUAGCAGUGGCCAGCAGCAAUUCGAGGUACUUUUCAGUCUGCCCAACUCCGAUCCAAGAGAUGACUCAAUACCUACUUCAAAUUCAACAGGUAAGGAAAAGUGCCAUUUCAUGAUUUAGGAGGAGCUAGGCACCUUAUUUCUAAAAAGCACUCUAUUCAACACAUUUUGAGAACAUAUUCAGUCCUAUAAUAUCAUCUAAUUCUUUCAGCAAAAACCCACAAAAUCUUUUACCUAUAAAAUUAUAAGUUGCCUGAGAUUGCCUUAUUUUGUACAUGAUCAGCCAAUUAUGCUAGGUAAAGUUGCUUCCAAAGAAUUUUUCGUACUACCUGAAAAAAAAUUAUAUGAUUAAAAUAUCUUUCGUUCUUUGACUUUGCCAAAACUCUCUUAAAAGUGUCUGAAACACACCACUUGGAGGAGAAAAAAGUAUGUAUCCUCUGGUAAUUUGAAAUCUCUAAGAUAAAAUGCUUAGGAUCACUGGGGUGAAGCAGUAACCUACUGAACUGUGAUUUUUCCUUCUUACCUACCCUCUCCCAUAUUUUUGAGGAAAAAAAAAUCCACUUCAUAAGGUGUUUUCUGUUGUAUUUCUCUUGAAGAUAAACCCCAGGUUGUCAGGAGACGUUUCUCCAAGCAAAAUGUCUUUUCCUUCUAAAGUGGACAGAGGAUUAAAGGACUAGUUGGCUGCUAGCCAAGGACCAAGAUAAGCAGAAACAGUAUGGUUUUCACUCUCUUCCUCCUUAUCUCUCUCGUCUUCUAUGGGCUGGAUGGGUGCACUUGGCUGCUCAAAGCCCCUCCAAACUUCGGCAUGAAGAGAAGAGGCAUGAGUAGGAAAAGCAGACCAUGGUCUAAAACUCCCAAAGAAGGCAAACCUUUGUCAUACAAUCUUUCCAAUUCUAUAGUCUCUCCUCCCUGACAGAUGCUCAGCUUAUUAUAGCACGCUUCCUGCUAUAAGCAGCAAAACUGCUGGAGGAAUAAAUAGGAAAGCUAAAAUCCAGUGAACUUGGCCAUUGACUGCCAUGUCACUGACCAGUUCACUGCUCUUUAAUAAGAAGGACAUGAAUCCUCAAGGCAAACGAAAGUUGCCAAUAGGAGUUAGGUAUUUCCAUCAUUGCCUCUCAAAGCCUCCAUGUCUCAGAGUAUACACACCAACGGGAAACCACAGUAACUUGAUCACUCAUAGGAGGUUUGCUAUGUCAGAAUUCAUUCCUGAAUCUCUAAAACAUAGUCAGGAACAAGAUUGGUUUUAGUUCGGUGCUUCAAACAUGAGUGGCUUCCCCCCCGACUUCAUCUGUAUUAUAACUUUUAAUGUUCAAAAUUUGGUAUUUUUGUCCUGUUUCGGUGAUGUGAAACUUUUGUAGUAAUUCUUCUAAAUGUAUGCUCUACCUGUAUAUAAAGUGUAAGUGUUCUUGGAGAUAAGGUGCUAGGUAUUAGAUCGUGUGUGUUCGUAGAUAGUGUUGUUCUAAAAAGUGAGUAGUAUGUACAUGUAAAGUUAGUUAAUUAAAUGCAUGCAGAUUCUAUGUGCGGCCAACACUUUGGUCAGUUUCUGAAAUAGAACAUAGUAUUUUUGUUUUUAAAAAAUUUUAUUUUUAAAGUGUAUACUACAAGAUAUGUAAGAUGGCUCGAAAGUGAGCUAGCAGGAAGUGGUGCCUUUCAUCCCUUAAAUCCCUGGCAUAGCACAUGACAGGCAGAAACUUAUUCUGGUAUGACUGGUCACUAAUGUGAACCUAUCAUCUCGGCUGAAGACCUCCCUGGUUGUUCUCCACAACACGCCUGGCACCUGUAUGCCUGUUUUCCAUGAACUGAAUGUAUAGAAUGCAAAAUCGAAGAAGACAAUCCUUUCCCUGUUGAGAAGCAAGGACUUCUGGAUAGACUGUCGGAGUCCUCUUGGCAGGAUGAAAAGAAUGCUGCACUUUCAAGACCCAGCCUGUAGCCAGUACCUGACGUGAAGUGACAGGAUUUGCACUUAGCAGAUCCACAUUGUGACUAUCCCAGCCCUCCCGGAGCAGUCCCCAAACCCAGAAAAGGGCUGCUAUGCGUUUUUCCCCCUCUGCUUGGUUGUCUUCAAGACAAUAGGGGAUGGAGGGGUGACUCCCAUUACUCUUCUGAGGGUCAUGGCUGACGCAUUUGAGAAUUCUAAUUGCAAAUUAGUGGUAUUUGCAACAGACAAAAGAGAACUAUGAGAUAAUUUUAUUAUAUUUUGAGAAAAUAUUAUUGAGAAAACUAUAUUAUAUAGACCCUUAUUAAAUCAUUAAACUGCCUUUAGUAACAAAUUUUAUGUGCUACUUUGAAACUGAGAAUAGAAAAAAAUACAUUCCGACCAUAAAAGUUCUCUUUAAUACUUUACAUUUUAAAUUUAAACAUUUCCUUUUAAAAAAAGUAUUUGUAAUUUAAAAGUGCCUUUAUAAAGGAUUGUCAAACUCCAAUCCUGGGGCCAAGUUCCCAUUGGCACAGCUUAUCUUCAGGUGCACAAAAGGGGUGGACUUUAUCCUCCUCUCAGCAAGAAGAGAAACCCCAUCACACCCCAGUCAAAUCUGAGCUGUGACUCUAUAGUGUUACCUGGGCCAGUAGUCUCAGAGACUGUGCCCAAGGCUGAGGUUUCAUAUAUCGGCUGACUUUAGUUAGAUCCUUUCUAAAAUGGUUAUGUGCAUUUUUUUGUUGGACAGGAAUAACGGACUCCUGCUUGGACAAUGCAGAGAGAUCUAAGUUUGUGAUUUAACUGAGUAUUAUUUAGUAAUCAUUGUGUUUCUUAAAUAGGUGCUGUAAAUUGUCA